Molecule: messenger RNA, 2523 nt
Organism: Trichoderma harzianum CBS 226.95
Lineage: Eukaryota; Fungi; Ascomycota; Sordariomycetes; Hypocreales; Hypocreaceae
Exons: 4
Coding region: 1-2523 (840 amino acids)
Source: RefSeq, a predicted model, not a curated record
AUGGCUUUUCCUGGUGGUAACAUAAACUUUUUGCCUUUUGGCACCGAGAUAAAUCCUCUAUAUGCUGGAAUAGCAGCCACUCUUUUAGGUGGUAUUGCCGUUUCAAGUUUGGUUGCCUCGCGAGGCACUGGGCAGGGCAAUGAUACGCCUGGAAUUCUCAGGUCCUUUUUCCUGUUCUUUUACUCUUGCUUCAUUAAACCCCAUCAGGGCGAUUCCAAGGCUUCCCAGCAGGACGCUCUCGAAAGCUUCUAUAAGAAGCAGGCCGGGGCUUAUGAUGCCACACGCAAGCUUCUUCUUCGCGGUCGCGAAGACAUGCUUGCUCUUGUUGCUGCCCAGCUUGAGGCGAAAGCCAAGAUUGCUGACGAUAACAAGACCAAGCGUAUUUGGGUUGACGUUGGAGGCGGCACUGGCUGGAACAUUGAAGCCAUGUCCCAAUUCGUCGACGUCCCCAACUUCUUCUCCAGCGUUUACCUUGUCGACUUCUCCCCGUCUCUCUGCGAAGUAGCAAGGAAGCGUUUUGAGAGGCUCGGUUGGAAAAACGUUCGCGUCGUCUGCCAAGACGCUCGCAAGUUCCGCCUCGAAGACUACGAGACUGGCAUGUCUAAGCAGGUCGCUCCACGAUCUCCUUCCCUCAGUUACCUCACCCAGCAGCGCCAGGAUUAUGGCGGUGCUGACCUGGUCACCUUUUCAUACAGCUUGUCUAUGAUUCCCGACUACUACUCUGUCGUCGACUCUGUGAACUCGUUGCUGGCUCCUCAUGGUAUCCUGGGCGUCGUUGAUUUCUACGUCCAGAACCAGAUUGACUACUCUUUCCGCAACUACACUGGUGGCCUCGUGGAUCGCCAUGUCAACAUGCUGUCUCGAAACUUUUGGCGUGCCUGGUUCGACAUCGACCGUGUUGGCCUUGAGCCUGGUCGCCGCGAUUACCUCGAGUACAAGUUUGGCACCGUUCUCAACUCCAACUUCCGCAACCGCACUCUCGGCUAUAUCCCUUACUACAUCUGGGUUGGAUGCCACAAGAAGCCGUUUUCGCCGUCGAGUCUGCCUCAUGAAAUUAUUGAGCGAAUCGAUGCGCUGGCUACUGAAUCACCCUAUUUGUACCCUGCCAACCAAGGAGAUGCUCUGACCCGUGCGAUUGAGAGAUCCGCACCAGAGAUCCGCUCCAAGGCCUUCAUCACUGCGGUCGAGAACCUGUCUGCCAACCUGCCUCUCCCCUCAUUCUUCUACCAGAACCACCACUGGCGUAUCUACUACGAUGAUAGACUCCAAAAACACACCCAGUUCAAUGACGAGUACAUCUAUGCUUUCACCUGGGAAGAUGCCCGUGUCGACGAGCGCCUGUUGAAGCUUGGCCCUGAUGACAAGGUUCUCGCCAUCACUUCUGCUGGAGACAACAUCAUUUCCUACCUUGCUCAGAGCCCUGCUCGCGUUCAUGCCGUUGACCUUAACCCGACUCAAAACCACCUUCUGGAACUCAAGGCUGCCGCGUACACUGCUCUGCCAUAUGAAGAUUUCUGGAAGAUUUUUGGUGAAGGAAAGCACCCCGAGUUCCGCAAGUUGCUCAUCUCUAAGCUGUCUCCUCAUCUCUCUGGCCGCGCAUUCCAAUACUGGCUCAAGAACAUUCACGUCUUCCACAACAACAAGGGCUAUGGCCUCUACGAUACUGGUGGCUCUCGCCAUGCCAUUCGUGCCUUCCGCUGGAUUGCUCGCAUCUUUGGUCUGCAGUCUACUGUCCAGAAGCUCCUCAGUGCUCGAACUCUGAACGAGCAGCGAGAUAUCUGGCGCAACAAGAUCCGACCCGCUCUGCUCUCCAAGCUCAUCUGCAACUUGGUGGUUGCGCAGGAGAGCUUCCUCUGGGCCGCUCUCGGUGUCCCUAAGAACCAGCUCGCCAUGAUUGAGAACGACCACGCCAACUCGGAUAUUGUGAAGCAGGGCAAGGCGAAGAACACUCGUUCUCACGCCAUCUGGAACUACAUGGUCAACACACUGGACCCCGUUGCUGAAGAGACUCACAUUGGUACCGACAACCCUUACUACUACGUCUGCUUGGAUGGCAAGUUCUCCAAGAAGUGCCACCUUGAGUAUCUUCGCCCUGAGGUCCACGCCAAGCUGUCUCGCCCCGGUGCUCUGGAUGGUCUUCGCAUUCACACCGAUGAGCUUGAAGAAGUUAUUGCACGCAUCACCCCUGGCACUCUCACGGUUGCGGUCAUCAUGGACAGCAUGGACUGGUUCGACACUGGCUCUCAAGCAGCUGCCGCCCAGAUUAGCAAGCUCAACAGGGCUCUCCAGAUGGGCGGUCGGGUGCUCCUUCGUACAUCUGCUUUGAGCCCCUGGUACAUCAAGGUUUUCGAGGCUCACGGCUUCACUGCCAAGUGCCACGGCUCUCGUGUCGACGGCGCUUGCAUUGACCGUGUCAACAUGUAUGCCAGCUGCUGGAUUUGCACCAAGACGGAGAACUUGCCUCCUCCUACUCCCGAGUUUGACCGCAUUGGUGGAACUGACAUUACCAGCCUGACCAUUUAA